AGACGAUCGAGACGUUUAGAGAGAGAAAAAGAUAACGACGACUGUUGAGUUACAAACAAGUGUGAGGAAAAAGAAAAAAUCUGGUUCGAAAUCCAGCAAAAUGGGCUUGAUUUCUGGAAUUUUCAUGGGGACGAUCUUGGGGAUCGCAUUCAUGGCUGGUUGGCAUCACAUGAUGAGAUACAGGAGCACCAAACGUAUCGCAAAGGCUGUUGAUAUUAAACUUCUCGGUUCCCUCAGCAGAGAUGAUUUGAAGAAAAUCUGCGGUGACAAUUUCCCUGAAUGGAUUUCUUUCCCUGUUUUUGAACAGGUGAAAUGGCUGAACAAACAAUUGAGCAAACUCUGGCCAUAUGUUGCUGAUGCAGCAACGUUGGUAAUAAAAGAAUCGGUUGAACCUCUAUUAGAAGACUAUCGACCUGCUGGAAUUACUAAAUUGAAGUUCAACAAAUUGUUUCUUGGAAAUGUGGCACCCAAAAUUGAAGGUAUCCGUGUUCAGAGCCUUAAGAAAGGUCAAAUUACCAUGGAUAUUGAUUUCCGAUGGGGUGGUGAUCCAAGCAUUAUUUUAGGCGUUGAAGCUGCAAUGGUUGCUUCAAUUCCCAUUCAGUUGAAGGAUCUCCAAGUUUUCACAGUUAUUCGAGUUAUCUUCCAACUUUCUGAAGAGAUUCCGUGCAUAUCUGCUGUUGUUGUUGCUCUACUUUCUGAGCCGAAGCCUAAAAUAGAUUAUACAUUGAAGGCCGUCGGUGGAAGCUUAACGGCCAUUCCUGGACUUUCAGAUAUGAUUGAUGAUACUGUGGAUUCAAUUGUAACAGACAUGCUCCAAUGGCCUCACAGGAUUGUUGUGCCUAUAGGUGGUAUAGCUGUAGAUACAAGUGAACUAGAGCUUAGACCACAGGGAAAGCUUACGGUGACAGUAGUGAAGGCAAAUGAUCUUAAGAACAUGGAAAUGAUUGGAAAAUCUGAUCCUUAUGUUGUUGUGUACAUUCGACCAUUGUUCAAGGUUAAAACAAAGGUCAUUGACAAUGACCUGAACCCCAUUUGGAAUCAAACAUUUGAGCUGAUUGCAGAAGACAAGGAGACACAGUCUCUUAUUCUUGAGGUUUUCGAUGAAGAUGUUGGGCAAGACAAACGAUUGGGCAUAGCAAAAUUAAAGCUGAUUGAGCUGGAAGCUGAAACUCCAAAAGAGGUUGAAGUGAGACUCCUUCCAUCACUUGAUAUGCUUAAAAUAAAAGAUAAGAAGGAUAGAGGAACUCUUACUGUUAAGGUGUUGUAUCAUCAAUUUAAUACCGAAGAGCAAUUGGCCGCCCUUGAAGCUGAAAAGAUGAUCCUAGAAGAGAGAAAGAAACUGAAAGCCGCAGGAGUUAUAGGUAGCACUAUGGAUGCUCUUGGUUCUGGGGUAGGGUUCGUAGGAACCGGUCUCGGUGCCGGAGUCGGGCUCGUAGGAACCGGCCUCGGUGCCGGAGUAGGGCUCGUAGGAACCGGUCUUGGUGCCGGAGUUGGGAUUGUUGGGAGUGGUUUCGGAGCCGUUGGUGGCGGCCUGUCCAAAGCAGGAAAGUUCAUGGGAAGGACCCUAACAGGGCAAUCCAGUACUGCGAAGAAGAGUGACUCCACAACUCCCGUGAGUUCUGCUCAAGAAAAUGGCAGCGAAAAGCAGCUUUAGUGUUUUCACAAAAUUAUUGAUGAUAUGAUAUGAGUGAAUUAGAUCCUGUUGUUUUAGGUUCUGUGAGUAGAAUGCUUAUACACUUAUAUAGCCUUUGUUUUCCAAAAAAAAAAAAAAGUAUUCAUAUUGAUUGGAAAAUGAUGUGAUGAAUGUUAGUUAUGUGAAUUACUUGACUUGUAUAAUCCUAGAUCAAAAUAAGUUUGUGUUCUGCUUUUCCUUCCCCCUCUGACCUUGUAUGGUGUGACUAGUCCUUUAAUAUUUGUUUGUCCUGUUGUGUUUCUGAAUGGUAAUUCAUUUUUCAAAAA
Camellia sinensis is the source of this 1959-nucleotide messenger RNA. RefSeq names its product calcium-dependent lipid-binding protein. Gene Ontology annotation, cellular component: endoplasmic reticulum. Gene Ontology annotation, molecular function: lipid binding. Lineage: Eukaryota; Viridiplantae; Streptophyta; Magnoliopsida; Ericales; Theaceae. The record is from RefSeq and is a predicted model, not a curated record.